Messenger RNA from Chilo suppressalis (striped riceborer), 1140 nucleotides. The record is from the annotation of a GenBank genome assembly. Lineage: Eukaryota; Metazoa; Arthropoda; Insecta; Lepidoptera; Crambidae.
AUGGACGGUAAAAAGGAACAGAAAAAACAAAUUCGUGUGUGGUGUGAUGGAUGCUAUGACAUGGUUCACUUUGGCCAUGCAAAUUCACUCAGACAAGCAAAAGCCUUAGGCGAUGUACUGAUAGUAGGAGUUCAUACAGAUGAAGAAAUAGCCAAGCACAAGGGCCCUCCUGUCUUUACACAAGAGGAACGCUACAAAAUGGUCAAAGCUAUUAAAUGGGUUGACCAAGUUGUGGAAGGAGCACCUUAUGUCACUACACUAGAGACUUUAGACAAGUACCAGUGUGAUUUUUGUGUUCAUGGAGAUGAUAUCACAGUAACUGCUGAUGGGAUUGAUACAUAUCACAUGGUUAAGAAAGCAGGAAAAUACAGGGAGGUGCUCAGAACAGCUGGUGUUUCAACUACAGACUUAGUCGGUAGAAUGCUGUUACUCACCAGAGAACAUUUCAAGAGAGGUGACAAAGAAUACUCUGUGGCACUGGAGCAUUCGUCAAAUCUGGGCACGGAUUCAACGGCGCGUUCGCCUUAUACAGGCUGUUCCCAGUUUCUACCCACAACACAGAAGAUCAUACAGUUCAGCAGUGGACUCUCACCGAAACCCACUGAUAAGGUUGUGUAUGUAGCUGGUGCCUUCGAUCUAUUUCACGUCGGCCACUUGGACUUCUUAGAGCAGGCUCAUGCACAAGGCGACUUCCUAAUCGUGGGUCUCCACACAGACCUAGAGGUCAACAGAUACAAAGGAUCGAAUUAUCCUAUCAUGAAUCUACACGAGCGAGUCUUGUCCGUUCUCGCAUGCAAGUACGUCCACGAAGUGGUUAUAGGCGCGCCUUACGGCGUAACAGCGGAACUAAUGGACCACUUCAGGGUGAAAGUUGUGUGUCACGGACUGACUUCUAUAGCGACGGACGCUGACAGCACGGACCCAUACAAGGUUCCCAAGCAGAGGGGCUGCUUCAAGAUAUUGAACUCUGGCAACACAAUGACCACAGAGGAUAUCGUACAACGGAUAAUAGCCCACCGGCUUGAGUUCGAAAUUCGAAACUCGAAGAAGGAACAAAAAGAAGUUGCCAUCACGAAAGUACUAGAAAAAGACCGCCACAAACAAAAUGGUAACCACGUACUCGAAAAUAAUUCCAAUUAA